UUCCCCGGCAUCCAUCCUCAUUUUCCCAAUUCUCACAUAAAAACCCCGCGCCGCCGCCUUGCCCAAUCCCUUAUUCCCUUCCUUCCCCUUCCGCCACCGCGUCCCUCCCCCUCCCCUCCCCCAUCGUGAUGCCAUCCAACCUCUCCGCCCCUCCUUGCCGCUCCAUAAAGCUCCGCGGCCGCAGGAUGUGGCCUCACCAUCACCAUUACAGCACAGCCCUCCCCAACACGCCCAAGAACUAGCCGCCGCUGUUCCCCAGGCGAGGCGCUUCGUCGAACGCUUGGCGUGCUCCUCCCUCCCCUUCCUUUCCCUUUCCUCUGCUAGAACUCGACCGAGAUGACCAUCACCUCCUUGGGCACGGCCCCGAACGCCGGCGGCAGCCCCCGUUCCACGUUGCUGGCGCCGCCCAAGGCAAGAAAGAUCACGACACACAAGAGUCGUCGUUUGCCUGGAGGCUGCGCCGGCGGGGCCGUGGAUGUGAGGAAUCAAGAAAAGGCAGCGAAUUUCGAGCGCCCGGGUGGUCCGUGCCAAGAACCCGAGGUAGCCGCCGUCGCCCUAGCGCUUCCUCCUCCUUCGAGGGUUCAAGAACCGUUGAAGCAGAAGCGUGGGCGCGACACCAACGGCAGGGAUAUAAUCUGGAAGUCCAAGAAGCGACGCUCGGCCGUGGCUGCAGCUCGUGAGCGUGGCAAUGCGAUGGCGGAGGUGAACAGGACGGCGGCUGCUGCCACGUCGUACCUAACCGUCCAAGAACCAGUUGGCAACAGGGACGGCGUCGAUUGCAUCUGCAAGAAGGGUCACCGCUCAUCAGGAGGGAGCAUUGGAGUGACCGUGGAUGAGAGGACAGAAGAAAAGGUUUGGCCUUUCAAGUUUGGUGCCCCUGUCCAUGGCCUGGAUGGCCUGCGCCAAGACUUGGAAGUUAGCGUCCCGGACCUUGCAUUGCCGCUUCGGAGUGUUCCGAAACCCAUGAAGCGUGAUCACCAUGGCAAGCGCACCAAACAUUCUGAUCAGGUGAACACGGCAGAGCCCUCAACUCCGCCCCAAGGAAUCCAGCGACCCGCAAUAAAAGCUAAGGCUGCUGUUCCGCGUGGUCGCAAGAGCACCAAACAUUCUGAUCUCAAGACCACGAAGGAACCUUUCAUGAGCUUGAACUCUGGGCUGCAAUUUUUGGGCGUGACCAAUGUGACACCAGUUCUUGCCAAGACUCUAACUCCCACCGAUUCCCGCUUGAACCAGGCCCGCUUGCAAUUCUCACGUCGGGUGGUCAUGGACUCGCCGCUGAUGAGCAUGCUCACACCAGAUGAGCGUCAAGCUGUGCAUAAAGAGGGCAAAUUGGAAGGGCUACAGUUGGAGGCCCUUGACCGACAUGGCCGCUCCUACAAUAUGAGGUUUGGGUAUAUCGGUAGCAAUAAAGCAUACCGCCUCAAGCAACAGUGGAGAAAGUUCUUGACACAAAAUGGCGUGAGCGAGGGUGAUUUGGUUGAGGUUGGGGCUUUCCGCGUCAAUGGUAGGGUCAUGCUAACGUUGUUGAAUUAUGCAAUGGAGGGCCCGACUCCCGAGGAGAUAGAGGCAGCGAAAGGCUUGUUAAUGCUGUCAGAUUUCAAGGAUGAAACAAAGUCAUAGCGAUCGUGUCCGGAAUAAUGCUUUGCAAAUGUUGAAGGAGGUGAAUUCAUAAUCAGCAUAGUUAGGGGUUAAACUUUUGUGUUCGCUGCUUAGUUUAGACUGUUUGGUGCCCUUGGUUACUA
Molecule: messenger RNA, 1742 nt
Organism: Phragmites australis (common reed)
Lineage: Eukaryota; Viridiplantae; Streptophyta; Magnoliopsida; Poales; Poaceae
Exons: 1
Coding region: 337-1620 (427 amino acids)
Molecular function (GO): DNA binding
Source: RefSeq, a predicted model, not a curated record